CGGGGUCCGACUGCGACAAGAACCGUAUCAGAAAAGUAGAAAGGUACGUUGUGGACCGGAACCGCUCAUAACGGCAACAGACUGGUGCAGUCGCAUCUCGUCAUUUAUCAUCCGUUUGAACGCUUCCGAGAACAGCUUGGGCCAUGUCUCUAACCACCCAGCUCGUGCGCGAUGGCAUCCUGGCAGAGAUAUGUCGCCACUUCGAUCCUUGCCUCGAUCUUGCUGAGCCACAGCUGAACAAUCCAAUGGCUCGCCGGCAAGUACCAGAACAGGUGCGUACGGACAGACGCGCACUCGCCGCGCUCGCGCGAACAUGUCGCGCCUUCACCGACGUCGCGUUGGACGCCCUCUGGGGACAGCUGGACUCACCGGAACCCUUUCUCUGUCUCCUUUUCCGGGAGGUAAGGCGCGUGCCUGCGGAUGACCCUAAGCUCGCCGAGGACACAUUCGAAGGCAUGGUUCUGACGUCUUUCAACGCGGGCCUGCCGAUACAGCGUGCGCGCGUCGCAUGGUACGCACAGCGCGUGAAGUCGCUCCGCAUACUCAAAGAGGAUGUAAUUCACCCCUCCAUGUUCCUACAACCUUCCAUGGUCCGCGAGCGUGACAUCAGCACCGGCCUGGAGCGGCCGCUGCUUCCCUCGCUUGAGGAAAUCUUCUGUGAACCCUCGCCAGCAAUGGAUGAAGCGAUAACGGUCUUCGCAGGCCCUAACCUCAUGCGUGUCACCUUCAGUCUCUCAUAUCGCCAGACCAAGUCGAAGCAAGAGCUGACCGGCGAAGACUACGCACUGGCGAGCAUCAUCCACAACCUCGCCAGCUCGGCGCCAUAUGUGGAGGAACUCUUUGUCACGCAUGUUCCCUUCCCGCGGACGCUGCUCGGCAUUGAGGGGCUCCGGAACAUUCAGGUGCUCGACAUCCAUGGAACGGAAUGCACUACGGACCUUCUGCGCAAGCUAUCCUAUCUGGGGCGUCUGAAUCGACUGACGCUCACCGCGUCCGCAGGGGGUACUCCGCUAUCGUCAAAAGCGUUCUGCCAACUGAAGCACGUCCGAUUCAUCAAAGGCACGUUCACGGGUAUCUCCCGCGUCCUGCGCUCGUUUGGAGUCUGCCAGCUAAUCACCCUUAACGUUGCCAACGCGAUGGCCUGGUCAGUCCGGUGUCUGAAAGAAUUCACCACGUCCGCGUUGGCGCUGUGCCUUCGCUCGCGAUGCACCCUCAUCACUCUGUCCAUCCGGGCGGCAGCUGCCCAAGAGCACGGGGAGGACCCGACGAAUCUGCCGUGGCUCCCGCUUCCGGAGCUUCUCCAGCCAUUCUUCUUCUGUGCACAGAUGUCGACCUUCGAGCUGGGUAUCCAGUCGCUCGUCGCCAUAUCCGACAACGAUCUUUCUCUCGUCGGGACGCGCUGGCCCCAUCUCACGCGCCUUGAUCUAGUGCAUACCAAUGCGAUCUCGCCCAUACCGACCUUCGACGGGAUCAUCCAGCUCGUGGAGGACUGCCUGGGCUUGCGCAUCCUGCAGCUGCCCAUCGUCGCCGCUCCUACGCCCAGCCCAGUCGACUGGCCCGUGCUCCGGAAUGGCCUCGAGGUGCUCGUGAUCGCUCGCCAGCUGUACCCCGAGCGCGAGGUGCGGGUGUUCAUAGACGACCGGGAGAUCAUCGCGCAGAUUGCGGACAGGCUGUUCCCAGAGCUGGACGUGUACGAGAGCUGCGAGGCCACGAAGGCGCUGGAGGGCGGCAUGCAUUGUGAGUGGAGGAAGAUUGUGGACGAGGUGGGUUAUCUGCGGUAUUUGAGAUGGGUGGAGGGAAGGCGGGCUUUGUACUUGGUCAGGGUGAAUGACCCUAUGCCCACGGGAGAGUCAGCACAAUCGUCUCCCGCGCAGUCGUUCAUGGUUGUCAAAAGAUGA
Messenger RNA from Fomitopsis serialis, 1898 nucleotides. RefSeq lists its product as uncharacterized. The transcript is spliced from 2 exons. The record is from RefSeq and is a predicted model, not a curated record. Bases 144 to 1898 code for a protein of 584 amino acids. Lineage: Eukaryota; Fungi; Basidiomycota; Agaricomycetes; Polyporales; Fomitopsidaceae.